UUUUUUCCUUUUCUUUUUCUUUUCGUAAGAGCCACUGCUGACCGUGGUGGGCGGAUAAAGGCAAGCGAGGAGGGCAUCCGGCCCUGGCAGCUCCGGAGAGUCCUUCCUGGAGGGACAGGAUUCACCAUUUUCAGGCUGUGAACUGCACUGCUAUGGAGAAGAUGAAGAGGAUAAAGAAGCGCCUGUCGUUAACUCUCCGGCCCAGUCUGACCAUCGACGAAUCUCUGUCCGAGCUGGCCGAGCAGAUGACCAUUGAGGAUGGUGGGACGAAGGACAACGAGCCCUUCAUGAGGAAUGGCCGCCCCCCCACCUCCCACAGCAUGCACUCCUUCCUGCACCAGUACACCGGCUCCUUCAAGAAGCCGCCGCUCCGCCGGCCGCACAGCGUCAUCGGCGGGAGCCUGGGGUCCUUCAUGGCCAUGCCCCGCAACAACGGCAGCCGCCUGGACAUCGUCCAUGAGAACCUGAAGAUGGGUUCUGAUGGGGAAAGCGACCAGGCUUCAGGAACAUCUUCAGACGAGGUCCAGUCCCCGACGGGUGUCUGUCUGAGGAACAGAGUUCACCGCCGGAUCUCCAUGGAGGACCUGAACAAGCGUCUGUCGCUGCCUGCUGACAUCCGCAUCCCAGACGGCUACCUGGAGAAGCUGCAGCUCAGCAGCCCGCCCUUCGACCAGCCGCUGAGCCGCCGCUCCCGCCGCGCCUCGCUGUCUGAAAUUGGCUUUGGGAAGCUGGAGACGUACGUCAAGCUGGACAAGCUUGGAGAGGGGACGUAUGCCACAGUGUUUAAGGGACGCAGUAAGCUGACAGACAACUUGGUGGCGCUGAAGGAGAUCCGCCUGGAGCACGAGGAAGGAGCUCCCUGCACCGCCAUCAGAGAAGUGUCACUUCUAAAAGACUUGAAACACGCUAACAUCGUGACGUUACACGACAUUGUCCACACGGACAAGAGCCUCACGCUGGUCUUUGAGUAUUUGGAUAAAGAUCUGAAGCAGUACAUGGACGACUGUGGAAACAUCAUGAGCAUGCACAACGUGAAGAUCUUCCUGUUCCAGAUUUUACGAGGGCUGUCUUACUGUCACCAGAGGAAAGUUCUCCACAGGGACUUGAAGCCGCAGAACCUUCUAAUCAAUGAAAGAGGGGAACUGAAGCUGGCUGAUUUUGGUCUGGCGAGGGCGAAGUCCGUCCCGACCAAGACGUAUUCCAACGAGGUGGUGACUCUCUGGUACCGGCCUCCGGAUGUCCUUCUGGGAUCCUCGGAGUACUCCACACAGAUCGACAUGUGGGGGGUGGGCUGCAUAUUCUACGAGAUGGCUGCAGGUCGGCCUCUGUUCCCCGGCUCCACCGUGGAGGAUGAGCUCCAUCUCAUUUUCAGGCUGCUGGGCACACCCACAGAGGAGAGCUGGCCAGGAAUCUCCACCAUUGAAGAGUUUAAAUCCUACAACUUCCCCAAAUACAAGCCGCAGCCGCUGAUCAACCACGCGCCCAGGCUGGACAGCGAAGGUAUCGAGCUGCUGUUGGCGUUCCUCAGAUACGAGUCCAAGGCGAGGAUUUCAGCUGAUGAGGCGAUGAAACAUUCUUACUUCAGGCAGCUCGGGAUGAGAGUCCACACACUGCCUGAAAGCGUGUCGAUGUUCACGUUAAAAGAGCUGCAACUUCAGAGGGACCCCGGCUACAGGAACUCCUCCUACCCCGAGUCAGGUAACGGCAACAUCAACAGAAGGCAGAGCAUGCUUUUCUAAUGUGUCCUGAAGAGGAUGGUCAGCCGGCCAGCUUCAUCUGCACCUCCCAGCAACUCCUCGCAUGAGCCCACCUCCCUGUGGAGCAUCUCCCCUCACUCCCUCCCCUGGACUCACUCACACGCGUACACGCGCACACACACACACACACACACACACACACACAUCCUCUGAAUGAGUGACUUUGAGUCAAAACGCUUGGAGACUGUUUAUUUAUUGGGGUGUGAGGUUAACUUAUUUUGCUGCUAAACUACUACUGUCUACUAUAUAACAUGUCUGUGUGUAUGUGUUUGUGUGUGUGUGUGUGUACACAUGUGUGUUGAUGCACAUGAUGUGAACUGAAGACGCCAUGCACAGUUAAGCGGUCUGUUUAGGUUACUGUUAUUUCUCCUGACUAUAAUUCUUUGGUAUCUUUAGUUUGAAAUUCAACGGAUGUUGAUGUCGACGCUGUGAUGAAGUUGUUGUUUUCAUUGUUGUGCUUGCAGAGCGACAGCUGCAGUUUCUUCAAACUUUUUAUGCAUUGUGUAUAUCUAUAUACAUAUAUAUUUAUGUGUAUAUAUGUACAUGUAUAUUUGGAGAUUGUUUUUUUUUUUUAUUGUUUUUUUCUUUCUUGUUGUUUUGUUUUGUUUCCUUCGAGCUUCCGUGACUGAUCUAUACAAGGUUUCUACAUUUCAAAACGCUGCAGCACACGACGGUGCUGGCGUUGAGGGGAACGAGAAAAACUGGUGGUGGUGAUGAUGAUGAUGAUGAUGAUGAUGAUGGAUUUCCCAUCUUAGAUUUUUUUUUAUUUAUUUAUUUUUUUUCCCAAAUUCAUUUCAGAAGAACUGUGUUUCUUUGAGGGGCCGCUGCCGUUGGGGGUUCCACUGAAAGUCUGAGCACAGCGCUUGGCAGCUGAGGGCUGAGCGAAGCUAACAGUUUUAGCCACUGGGUUUCUGCUCACUCUGGUAAAUCUGUAGGACCAAAUCUGACAGCAACAAAACAUGGAAAUAGGCAUGGGCUGGUAUGAGAUUCUCUAUGAUAACCAUGAUUAAAAAACUAAACGGUGUUCCUGUGUGUUAGGAAAACUUCCUAACACACAGGAAGUUGUGUGUUCUUUCAUUUACAUGAAACAGCAGGAACUAUUACUACAUUGGCUAAAAUCUGACAUAUUGAUGAUUACAGUUAUGCUACUUUAAGAUAUUUUUAUUUUCAUACAAAUAUGGAAUAGAUGGUCAUUAAAUUUAAUAUUGAAAACAUUCUGCUCUUCAUAGAGAAACAGAAAUCUAAUUACCUGGUUAAUCUGUUCCGGUAGCCUGCAGCCUGCUGCUUUACAGACCUGUCAACUGUAAAUUUAAUACAGAAAUGUUUUGUUUCCACACCAUGCUUGUCUGAAAAAAAUAGUUCCAGUCGAGAAAAUCACAAACAUCCAGAUUCGUUUAAUAGAGUUAAAUGACGCAGCGCUGCAUUACUCUGUCCGUCAUACAGAGGAGAAAGCUCUGGUUAGCCUCGCUCCUUAAUCCGGGUUUUCAUUUUUCACUGGGACAAAAAUGAGCGGUUUUUGAAACCGUAGCUGUUUGAAACCUUGGUGCAGCAACAUACCAGAGACCAGCCCAUGCCUUGUUGGGAAGACGACUGGACAGCAUUGUUGAGUAAUGUGAAAAACCAGAACCCGAGAUAAACGCUCGGACAAGCCUGCAAACCCUUCAACUGUCGAGAGCCUCGAUGCAACUGUACAUUCAGACAUUUUACCCUGCACUCCAAGCGUUUGCAAAUUCUUUUUGUUUUGUUUUCACCAGGGACGUGGGCCUCAACACAGCUGAGUUUACCCAACAGUAUUAUGAUGUAUUCCAUGACUCCUCGGGAAAACGGCACCGACGUGGAUGCUCUAAAAGCAACAAUUUCCCACUUCAUGUCAAGCCACAGCAUUUUUACAGCACAGAUUUCAAAUUAAAACUCAAGACUUUACUGCCGAUGUGCUGUUAGCAACUGACAGUGAUGCUAAAGAUGAUUAAACCCGUUGGCGAGUCUCUCUUUUAAAUACGUUUACUGUAGCAAUAAGAAAAUGUCCCUGAAUGUUUCUUACAUGACAACUGAUGUUCAUUGCAUUCCUGGGGUCAGCUUGGUCUGUUUGUCUCGUGUUGACCAACAUUAAAUAUCAAACCACAGCCAUUUUGCUAAACUUAGAAAAUAUAGUUUGCAGGAUUUAAUGUAAUUUAAUGCUAUCGCUUAUAUGGCUAUAAAACUAAACCCUGUUUUGAUAUCUACUUUGUGAAAUUUAUCAAGCAGCAUUAAAUGUGUGGUGAACAUUGUUUCCCUGCUGGGUUAGCUUUGGCAGAUUUCUCUUUUUUUAUGCUAACUUUAGGUGCGCUAAAGCUAAACAUACAUGAUGAAGUAUGCAUUCAAACUAAUUUAGGCCAAUAAACAGUGUUUGUUUAAAUGUUACAAUCUCUGGUAUAAAGACGAAUAUAUACUUUUUUUUACUUAAGAGGUGCAUCAAAGAGUGACUAACUAUGCAGUUGAAGCUAUAGUUUAGCAUAGCCAGUUAGCUUUAAAUAUGGCUAAAAGAGUUUUGUUGAACAUUUGGCAAAAAUGUAAACGUAGGUUUUUUAGUUGUUUUUUUUUUAAAAUACACAACUGGGAAACAUUUAAAUAUGACAGCUUCACAAGGUGAACUGCUAUAAAAAUCAGAAAAUAUUAAAAGCUUAUUAAAAAUAAAAGACUGGGAGUGCACUAAACAUCUAAAUAAAACUGAAAGUUGUCGGGGGAUCGGAGGGAAGUUUUCUUGUUGCUCUUUUGUUCGACGGCCGACUGAAAACUGUAUUUUGUGACAGGAGAAGAUUUGUUUCAGCGACACUAGUGUUCUUUGUUUCAGAUUAGGUAGCACAUGCUAGAAGAGUGCUGGAAGCACUGGUAAAGCUUGAUAAACUUAUAUCUGAAAUCAUUAAUGUAAUAUUAACAUCAAACACAGAUUGCAGGUUAUGGUGCAAUGAUCCAGUAAACAGUACAAAUCUGUUUAAAUGAUUUGAACAUGCACUUCUAAUUUGAGGUAUUAAAUUGUGAUUACACAAUCAAGUACAUACAUGACAUACUGUAAACGGGAAGUCAUUAUAUUAAUGGUAUAUAUCCUGUAUUACGUUGGCCUGUUCUUUUUAAUUUGGAAAUUGGAACCAUGUACAUCUAGAUUUUCCAUAAUUUUUUUGUUUAUAUUCCAAAUUAAGGAUUGUUUCCCUGUGAACUGCAAACUGUGUUUCUGCUAAUAUGACUUUUUUUUGUACAUGAACAGCAGUAACAUGCACGAAAGGAGAUUUCUAAAACAGCUUAAUAUUUAUCAUUGUAAAACUGUACUUUUUUUUUUUUUCAGAUGAACGGAUGAUUUAAUUGUAUGUGUUUUAUGUCCGAGUGUGUGUGUGGAAACGUGUGUGUGCCUGAUGCAUGGAAGGCCUGCUGUGUUGUCAACUCAAACUCUCUGAAACACUGAGCUGCCGGUGAACAGUUGAUGUGUGACUCUUUUUACUGGAGCUAUUUAUUUCUCAUAACCAUCUGAAGUAAAAAAUUUAAAAAUUUGUUUCAUAAAA
Molecule: messenger RNA, 5290 nt
Organism: Gambusia affinis (western mosquitofish)
Lineage: Eukaryota; Metazoa; Chordata; Actinopteri; Cyprinodontiformes; Poeciliidae
Gene: cdk17
Product: cyclin-dependent kinase 17
Exons: 17
Coding region: 153-1739 (528 amino acids)
Biological process (GO): protein phosphorylation
Cellular component (GO): nucleus; cytoplasm
Molecular function (GO): ATP binding; protein kinase activity
Source: RefSeq, a predicted model, not a curated record